AUGAAUCAGCAGAGGACCAGCCUAAACCAGUGUCCAAGUAACACAGAAGAACCUAAUCUAACAAUUAUCCCAGAAUUCCAUCUGAUGGGACUCUCAGAGAAUCCAGAACUGCAACCCAUCCUCUUUGGACUGUUCCUGUCCAUGUACCUGAUCACUGUGCUUGGAAACCUGAUCAUCAUUGUGGCAACUGGGUUUGACUGUCAUCUCCACACCCCCAUGUACUUCCUCUCCAACCUGGCCUUGACUGACAUUUUACUAUCUACUACAGUCCCAAAGAUGAUUGUGGACAUUCAGGCUCAGAAUAAAAUUAUCUCAUUUGUGGACUGCAUCACUCAAAUGGCUCUUUGUAUAAUUUUUGGAAUUACGGAUGAUAUGCUUCUGACCGUGAUGGCCUAUGACUGGUUUGAGGCCAUCUGUCAUCCAUUGGAUUACUCAGUCAUUAUGAACCCUCAUAUUUGUAUUUUGUUGCUCUUUUUGUGUUUUUUAUUUAGUCUUUGUGAAUCCCAAGUACACAACUUGAUUGCCUUAUAUUUUACCCACUUCAAGGAUAUGGAAAUUUUUUAUUUCUUCUGUGAGCCUUCUCAACUACUAAAUCUUGGUUGUUAUGAUACCUUUACCAAAAAUUUAGUCUUGAAUUUGGUUGGAGCUAUUUCUGAUUUUCUUCUUCUAUUGGGGAUCUUCUUGUCUUACUAUAAAAUGUUUUCCUCAAUUUUGAGAAUUCCAUCAUCAGAAUGGAAGUAUAAAGCCUUUUCCACCUGUGGGUCUCAUUUGUUAGUGGUUUGCUUAUUUUAUGGAGCAGCCAUAGAAGUGUACCUUGGAUCAGAUGUAUCAUACACCCCUAGAAACAGUGCAGUGACCUCAGUGAUGUAUGCUGUGGUUGUCCCCGUGCUGAACCCAUUCAUCUACAGCCUAAGGAACAGAGAGAUUAAAACUGCCCUGUGUAAGCUGCAGAGCAAAGGAAACUACUCUUUACACAUUCUGUACUUUAUGUAA
This is a messenger RNA of Castor canadensis (American beaver), 993 nucleotides long. The record is from RefSeq and is a predicted model, not a curated record. Lineage: Eukaryota; Metazoa; Chordata; Mammalia; Rodentia; Castoridae.